AACAAUCUCUCUCUCUCUCCGAGGGAAUCAAAAACAAAGAGACACACUCACACACCCAGGCACCUUUUUUUUUUUUUAUAUUUCUCUCAGAGUCAGGGCCAUACAUACAUACAUAUGAUAUGAGUACAUAAAAGAUCCCUUUUGAGCUUUUUCGUGAUUUGCCAAAUCUCUCCAGGGUAGUGAAUUGUUGUGGUGACUUGUGAUGCACUGUGUCUGAGGGAGCAGGAAGAGAUCAAGAUGGGGUUUGAGCUGUUUGAAUGGUAUUGUAAGCCGGUGGCUAAUGGUGUUUGGACAAAGCAAGUGGCUAAUGCAUUUGGUGCAUACACCCCUUGUGCUACUGACUCUUUUGUGCUUAGUAUCUCUCAACUGGUUCUGUUGGUUCUGUGCUUGUAUCGUAUAUGGCUCACCUUGAAGGAUCACAAGGUGGAGAGGUUCUGCUUGAGGUCAAACUUGUAUAACUAUUUCUUGGGUCUCUUGGCUACUUAUGCUACUGCUGAGCCUUUGUUCAGAUUGAUCAUGGGGAUUUCGGUUUUGGAUUUGGAUGGACCCGGGCUUCCUCCUUUUGAGGCCGUCGGUUUGGGUGUCAAAGCUUUUGCUUGGGGAUCUGCAAUGGUCAUGAUUUUUAUAGAAACUAAAAUUUACAUCCGUGAACUCCGGUGGUAUGUCAGGUUUGCUGUCAUAUAUGCUCUCGUGGGGGAUACUGUCUUGCUAAAUCUUGUUCUCUCAGUCAAGGAGUUCUAUAGCAGUUAUGUACUGUAUCUCUACGCAAGUGAGGUGGCAUCUCAGGUUCUGUUUGGAAUCCUCUUGUUUAUGCAUCUUCCCAAUUUGGAUCCUUACCCUGGCUACAUGCCAGUGCGUAAUGAAACUGUUGAUGAUUAUGAGUAUGAAGAGAUUUCUGAUGGACAACAAAUAUGCCCAGAGAGGCAUGCAAAUAUAUUUGACAAAAUCUUCUUCUCAUGGAUGAAUCCCUUGAUGACUCUGGGAUCUAAAAGGCCUCUAACAGAGAAGGAUGUGUGGCAUCUGGACACUUGGGAUCAGACUGAAACUCUGUUCAUGAGUUUCCAGCAAUCCUGGGAUAAGGAACUGCAAAAACCGCAACCGUGGCUGUUGAGAGCAUUGAACAAUAGUCUCGGAGGAAGGUUUUGGUGGGGAGGAUUUUGGAAGAUCGGGAAUGACUGUUCACAGUUUGUGGGGCCUCUUUUACUGAAUCAACUCUUAAAGUCAAUGCAAGAAGAUGAGCCAGCUUGGAAGGGUUACAUCUACGCGUUCUCAAUUUUUGUUGGAGUGGUAUUGGGGGUGCUAUGUGAAGCUCAAUAUUUCCAGAAUGUCAUGCGUGUUGGUUACCGAUUGAGAUCUGCUCUGAUUGCUGCUGUGUUCCGCAAAUCGUUGAGGUUAACUAAUGAAGGCCGUAGAAAGUUUCAAACGGGAAAGAUAACCAACUUAAUGACAACUGAUGCUGAAUCUCUUCAGCAAAUUUGCCAAUCACUUCACACCAUGUGGUCGGCUCCAUUUCGUAUAAUUGUAGCACUGAUUCUCCUCUAUCAACAAUUGGGUGUUGCCUCUCUCAUUGGUGCAUUGUUGUUGGUCCUUAUGUUCCCUUUACAGACUGUUAUUAUAAGCAAAAUGCAAAAGCUGACAAAGGAAGGUCUGCAUCGUACUGACAAGCGAAUUGGCCUUAUGAAUGAGGUUUUAGCUGCAAUGGAUACAGUAAAGUGUUAUGCUUGGGAAAACAGUUUCCAGUCCAAGGUCCAAACUGUACGUGAUGAUGAAUUAUCUUGGUUCCGGAAAUCACAGCUUUUGGGAGCGUUGAAUAUGUUCAUACUGAACAGCAUUCCUGUUCUCGUGACUAUUGUUUCAUUUGGUGUGUUCACAUUGCUUGGAGGAGACCUGACCCCUGCACGAGCUUUUACAUCGCUCUCUCUCUUUGCUGUGCUUCGUUUUCCUCUGUUCAUGCUUCCAAACAUUAUAACUCAGGUGGUAAAUGCUAAUGUAUCCUUAAAACGACUGGAGGAGGUGUUGGCGACAGAAGAGAGAAUUCUCUUACCAAAUCCUCCCAUUGAACCCGGACAGCCAGCCAUCUCAAUAAGAAAUGGAAAUUUCUCUUGGGAUUCUAAGGGUGAUAGGCCGACGUUGUCAAAUAUAAACUUGGAUGUACCUCUUGGCAGCCUAGUUGCUGUGGUUGGUAGUACAGGCGAAGGAAAAACCUCUCUAAUAUCUGCUAUCCUUGGGGAACUUCCUGCAACAUCUGAUGCAAUGGUUACUCUCAGAGGAUCAGUUGCUUAUAUUCCACAAGUUUCAUGGAUCUUCAAUGCAACAGUACGCGACAAUAUAUUGUUUGGUUCUCCCUUUGACCGUGAAAAAUAUGAAAGGGUCAUUGAUGUGACUGCACUCAAGCAUGACCUAGAGUUACUGCCUGGUGGUGAUCUCACGGAGAUUGGAGAAAGAGGUGUUAACAUCAGUGGAGGACAGAAGCAGAGGGUUUCAAUGGCUAGGGCCGUUUACUCAAAUUCAGAUGUCUACAUCUUUGAUGACCCCUUAAGUGCCCUUGAUGCUCAUGUUGGUCAACAGGUUUUUGAAAAAUGCAUAAAAAGAGAAUUGGGGAAGAAAACAAGAGUUCUUGUUACAAACCAGCUCCACUUCCUAUCGCAAGUGGAUAGAAUUGUACUUGUCCAUGAAGGCACAGUGAAAGAGGAAGGAACAUAUGAAGAGCUAUCCAAUAAUGGCCCUUUGUUCCAGAGGUUAAUGGAAAAUGCUGGGAAGGUGGAAGAAUAUUCAGAAGAAAAUGGAGCAGCUGUGGCAGAUCAAACGGCAGUACAGCCAGUUGCGAAUGGGAACACAAAUGGUCUUCAGAUGAAUGGAAGUGACGAUAAGAAAUCCAACGAAGGAAAUAAAAAAGUAGGAAAAUCUGUCCUCAUCAAGCAAGAAGAACGUGAAACCGGAGUUGUGAGUUGGAGAGUCCUAAAGAGGUACCAGGAUGCACUUGGAGGGGCAUGGGUAGUGAUGAUUCUCCUUUCAUGCUACGUCUUGACAGAAGUAUUUCGGGUUAGCAGCAGCACGUGGUUGAGUGAGUGGACUGAUGCAGGAACUCCAAAGAGUCAUGAACCCCUUUUCUACAAUCUCAUAUAUGCACUUCUCUCGUUUGGACAGGUUUUGGUGGCAUUGACCAAUUCAUAUUGGUUGAUUAUGUCCAGUCUUUAUGCAGCUAAGAAGUUACACGACAAUAUGCUUCAUUCCAUACUAAGGGCCCCGAUGUCCUUCUUUCAUACAAAUCCACUAGGACGGAUAAUCAAUCGAUUCGCAAAAGAUCUGGGUGAUAUUGAUCGAACUGUGGCCGUCUUUGUAAACAUGUUUAUGGGUCAAGUCUCACAGCUUAUUUCAACUGUUGUCUUGAUUGGCAUUGUAAGCACUUUGUCCUUAUGGGCCAUCAUGCCGUUAACAGGUGUUUUGAGACUUGCGAGUUUGGCGGAGAAUAGUCUAAACGCAGUCGAGCGUGUUGGCAACUAUAUAGAGACACCGCCAGAGGCUCCACCUGUCAUUGAAAACAACCGUCCACCUCCUGGAUGGCCAUCAUCUGGAUCCAUAAAAUUUGAGGAUGUUGUUCUCCGUUACCGCCCUCAGUUACCCCCUGUGCUUCAUGGGGUUUCUUUCUUCAUUCAUCCAACAGACAAAGUGGGGAUUGUUGGAAGGACUGGUGCUGGGAAGUCAAGCCUAUUGAAUGCGUUAUUUAGAAUUGUGGAGGUGGAAAAAGGAAGGAUCUUAAUCGACGAGUGUGACAUUGGCAAGUUUGGACUGAUGGACCUACGUAAAGUGCUCGGGAUCAUUCCACAGUCACCAGUUCUUUUCUCAGGAACUGUGAGAUUCAAUCUCGAUCCAUUUGGUGAACAUAAUGAUGCUGAUCUUUGGGAGUCUCUAGAGAGGGCACACUUGAAGGAUACCAUUCGCAGAAAUCCUCUUGGUCUUGAUGCUGAGGUUUCCGAGGCAGGAGAGAAUUUCAGUGUGGGACAGAGGCAGUUGUUGAGUCUUUCACGUGCGCUGUUGCGGAGAUCUAAGAUACUCGUCCUUGAUGAAGCAACUGCUGCUGUUGAUGUUAGAACUGAUGCCCUCAUUCAGAAGACUAUCCGAGAAGAAUUCAAGUCAUGCACGAUGCUCAUCAUCGCUCACCGUCUCAAUACCAUCAUUGACUGUGACAAAAUUCUCGUCCUUGAUUCCGGAAGAGUUCAAGAAUUUAGUUCACCGGAGAACCUUCUUUCUAAUGAAGGAAGCUCUUUCUCGAAGAUGGUUCAAAGCACUGGAGCUGCGAAUGCUGAGUACUUGCGUAAUUUAGUUCUCGACAAUAAGCGUGCCAGAGAUGACUCACAACACGUACAAGGCCAGAGGAAGUGGUUAGCUUCUUCUCGCUGGGCUGCAGCCGCUCAGUUUGCGUUGGCUGCGAGUCUUACUUCGUCGCACAACGAUCUUCAAAGCCUUGAAAUUGAAGAUGAUAGCAGCAUUUUGAAGAGAACAAACGAUGCGGUUGUGACUCUGCGCAGUGUUCUCGAGGGGAAACACGACAAAGAGAUUGCAGAGUCUCUUGAGGAACAUAAUAUCUCUAGAGAGGGAUGGUUGUCAUCACUCUAUAGAAUGGUUGAAGGGCUUGCAGUGAUGAGUAGAUUGGCAAGGAACCGAAUGCAACAACCAGAUUACAAUUUCGAAGGAAAUACAUUUGACUGGGACAAUGUCGAGAUGUAGAUAAGUUCAAGUUAAGCUAGGUAUCAUCGUCCUUCCUACAGAAACAUUUUCUUACCUUGACCGAAAUUAAGAAUUUUGGAUUCCUUAAGUUCCAUUUUCAUAAACUAAACUAAAGAAAAUCAAAGAUUGUUGUGUAUUUCCUGCUAAAUAGAGUAAACAUUGUUGUGUACUUCCUACUAAAUAGAGUAGUUACUUGAGUAUC
Messenger RNA from Camelina sativa (false flax), 4930 nucleotides. The record is from RefSeq and is a predicted model, not a curated record. NCBI's taxonomy places the organism in Eukaryota, Viridiplantae, Streptophyta, Magnoliopsida, Brassicales, Brassicaceae.